AACAGUCCUGCUUUGUUGCUAAUCCCUUUGUUGUCUUCCCUGCUCUGUCAUGUCUCUGAUUGAAGAGCAAGAAAAAGCCUUACAGGCCAAACUAAGUUCUUUAGAUGGUCCCGAUUGGGAUAGCGAGGAUGAUGACGGGCUUCAGAAAUCAGCAGAAGAAGAUGCUGCGUUAGCGAAAACGAAAAAGGGCAAAGCCGCCGGUAAACACGGCAAGAAGGGUCGGAACAAGCCUGGAACAGUCUUGUACCUGGGUCAUCUACCUCCCAACUUUGAGGAACAAGAAAUUUGGAAGUUCUUACAGCAAUUCGGCAAGGUCCUGCACGUACGUUUGGCGCGUUCGAAAAAGACUGGCGGUGGGAAAGGAUACGGGUUUGUGGAAAUGCAACGUCCGGACGUGGCCAACAUUGUGGCCGAUACACUCUCGGGAUACAUCUUGUUCGGCCAAAAACGUUUGGUUUGCCACGUGAUUCCUCCCGAAAAAGUUCAUCGUCGACUGUUCUUUGCGCACGCACCAAGGGCCAAGAAGGAAGUUAGCCGGGUGUUGGCUUUGGAAAAAAUAAAGGAUAUUACGACACGGCUCAUUUCUCGGGAGCGCAAAAAGAGAGAAACACUGAAGGAAUUGGGUAUCGAUUACGAUUUUCCUGGCUAUGAGGCCUCGGCCAAUCAAGUUACAAGCAAGGAGGCAGAAAAAUUGGAUGCAAUGGCAGCAGAAAGGAACAAGAAUGCUCGCAAAGAGUCUGUUGAAUCGAUCGGAAGUGAAGGGGCGAAAAGUACGAAAACGAAUCGCGUGGACUCGGUUGCUUGUGAGAAUAGUGAAAGUGCCCAGCUCAAAAGGCGGAAGGAAUUAACGGAUGAUGUGGAUCGUUCGGGAUCCAAGUUCGCCAAGAAAACGCGCAAAGACUCGAUUGCAUCGGUUGAGAGCACGGGGUCGAAGACGAAAAAAGAUAGAAGGAGAAAGCAUUCGGAUGGAUCGGUGAAUGACGUAAACGUCGACAUCGUGUCACCACCCGAUAAAAGUCCGAAGCGAUCAACACGCAAUAAACCAGCCAAGGCAGUGGCUGAAGCGGACCCGAAAAAACUCGUAGUACAGUCGGAAAAGAAACCAAAGCAGAAAUUAAACAAGCGACGCCGAUCAACAUAUCAGGUAGCUCCAAUGAAAGCUCUCUCUUGCAUCGUGGUAACCCUCUUUGUCAUCGUUGUGGAUGCCACGUCCGGUCACCCUUCUUCGGCCUUUGGACGGCGAGGCACUCGGGCCAGUAGUAGUAACAGUUCUGCCGAAUCUCAUUGGUCGUCGACAGGAGUGCAGGGUUUGGGCCACGAUGAAAGCCGGUCGGAAAAAAUAAAGCAGGUCAAGAAGAAGACUGACAAGGGCCUAGGCAAGGAGCAAAGACACAACAAUUCCUCCCAAAGGAACCUCAUGCAAAAGGUUCCACAAGCAGGCAGCGUCUUCAGGAUGGACCCGCUAGAUCCCAACCUUGGCGUCAACUAGAGACACGCGCGUCGCAGGCGGAUCUUUUAACAUACGAUUCAAUAUUUUAUCAACUGAACAUUUCUCUCCGCCUAC
Molecule: messenger RNA, 1564 nt
Organism: Phaeodactylum tricornutum CCAP 1055/1
Lineage: Eukaryota; Bacillariophyta; Bacillariophyceae; Surirellales; Neidiaceae
Exons: 3
Coding region: 50-1489 (479 amino acids)
Biological process (GO): maturation of LSU-rRNA from tricistronic rRNA transcript (SSU-rRNA, 5.8S rRNA, LSU-rRNA)
Cellular component (GO): nucleolus
Molecular function (GO): RNA binding
Source: RefSeq, a predicted model, not a curated record